Molecule: messenger RNA, 2550 nt
Organism: Folsomia candida
Lineage: Eukaryota; Metazoa; Arthropoda; Collembola; Entomobryomorpha; Isotomidae
Product: tyrocidine synthase 3-like
Exons: 16
Coding region: 1-2550 (849 amino acids)
Source: RefSeq, a predicted model, not a curated record
AUGAUAUGCAGCCAACUGUGCCAGGGCCGUAAAAGCGUCAUCACCGGAAAAAAUGUGAAACUGCCCAAAAAUAUCACUGUAACGGACCACUUUACAGAUCUCAUUCAGCAUGGCGAUGUAGAUGGCGACAACCCGGCGCUUAUCGGUGAUAAUGGUGAAACAUUGUGGACUUACAUGCAGUUGGAUCUCACAGCUAAUAAGGUCGCAAAAGCAAUGAGACGACUUUUAGGCUACUGGACAAGUAAUAAUCCUGAUGGAGAUCUUGUCAUUGGAUUUUGCCUUCACACCACGGAAAACACGAUUCUCAUGAUGCUGGCAAUCUUAAAGCUCGGUGGAACUUACAUAUCACUCUCCACCACUUAUCCAGAACAGCAGAUUGUCCGAAUCGUGGGGAAUAUCCGACCAUUGCUCAUAAUAACGGAAUCCGAUCCCCAAAUCACGUCACGUUUCGACUGUGUCAAACACAUCUGUGAAAUUGCACCGCUUCACGUCAUUGUGGAAAAUUCAAAUGAUUUUGAGGGUGACCCGAACGACCCCGUCCCUCUGGAGAGCUUGGCCCCGCCGUGGCGUCGAGCCGCCGCAAUCGUGCUCACCGCUGGGACGACUGGCGAACCGCGAUUCGUGCGAAUUGGACACAUGUCAAUAUUAAAUCGACUUUACUGGCAAUACAAAGCUAUUCCAUUCUACGACAAGCCCGUCGCUUGUCUCUCCUCCCUGCUCGUAGAUGCAGAAAGUGUUGCCGAAGUAUUUGCCCCACUUCUUGGUGGGGUUCCAUUGUACAUAAUUGCGAGACAUGUCAUGUCAAAACCGAUCGCCUUGUUGGAAAAGAUAAGAUCAGUCGAGAUCACGAGGAUAACGAUGACGCCGACCAGCUUAAAUUUGAUGUUUAACACGAUGGAAGAGUUUGACAUUGGUGUGGCAAGAGAGAAAUUGGAGAGUUUGAAGUAUCUCAUCAUAAGCGGAGACAUUCUUAGUUUUCAGGUCGGCUUAAAGUGCUUCGAAUAUAUAGCGUCCCAUUGUAACCUCGUCGUUUUCUAUGGAUGUACUGAAACUAUGAGUGAAGCAAGUUGGGAGAUAUUUUCGAAUCAGCAGGAUUUCAUAGAUAAAGUUUACGGACAACAGGUGUCCAUUGGACUUCCGCUGUGUAACACGACGAUCUAUAUUAUGGACGAGGACUGCAACAUAGUUCGGGAAGGAACCAUUGGAGAAAUAUGUAUCUCCGGAAAAAGUUUGGCACUCGGAUAUUCCAACAAUAAAGAUCAGACCAAAAGAUUCAUCAUGUAUCCGCCGAGAGUAAAAAAAUCGAGCCAGGUUAAAAUAUUCAGAACAGGAGAUUUCGGAAAAAUAGUGGACACUGAUGGAAAUCAUGGAUGUAGAAUUUAUUACGAAGGACGAAUCGACAUGAUUAUAACAAUUCAAGGACAGGAAAUAGAACUGAACAAUAUUGCCGUUGCUGUUGAAAGUACUAAUCUUUGUAAGGAAUGUGCUGUUUUGUGCUAUCGUCGAAAUCGAGAAGACCAGGCCGCUGUAGCAUUUUGCGUUUUAAAGGAUAACGUUGAAAAAAGUAUGUUGACCGACUCGUUAAAAAAAGUUUUAGAAGAUUACAUGGUUCCAGACGUUUAUCCGGUGAGUGAACUCCCAUAUCUUCCCAGUGGGCGAUUGGACAGGCAAAAAUUGCUUAAACUUUACAAAUUCCGUCUCAUGGAAAGCACUCCGGAAGAAUGGAAAUCUUUGAAUAUGACAAUUGGCGAAAAACAGGCUGCAAAAAUACUAUUUGAAGCGAUAAGUCCAAUUGAUGACUUUGUUCUUGCCGGAAGUAUUGCGGAUAUAAUCAAAUUAAUGGUGCAUUCCAGCAAGGAUCCAGUCCCUGAGAAUCUCAUGCUCAUGCAUAUUUCCGAAUUGGGUGACGAGCGUUACACGUUGGGCCCUUUAAAUAAUAUGGAUAAAGUGAAAAUUAUCAACACGUGUUACGCCCAGAAAGGUCCCGUCUCCAUAAUUGCAGCCAUAACACAGGAAGAGUAUGCAAAAUAUUUAGAAUAUUUGUGGAAUAAAAUGGUCAAAGAAGCCUUAAGCGUUGUCGCUUUUGAUAAGAACAAUGGCAAAAUUGUGGCUGUCGCUUUAUGCAUGGACAUAAAUUCGAAAUAUACUCAUAGACCGAGGAAAAUUGUAGAUAAGCCAUUGUCAUACUACAUAGAACUUAUCGACGCUUGUGAAAUGCUUGUACAUCAAACUACGAUAAGCAAGGAAAAAGGGAAAACUAUCGAAAUCUUCCUUAUCGGGACGGACAUCUCGGUCGAGUCAAAGUACAACAUUAUCCUCGUCGAAUUAUUGAUGAAGGGAGCCAUGCAACGAGCCUUGUAUCGAGGAUUUUCAUGGGCUUUAAUAAUCAGUGCGAGUCCUCUAGUUCGGGACUUUUGCGGCAACGUUCUCCAGUACGACAUGAUUGCAGAGAUAAAACUAAACAAAUUCGUCUCAAAAGAUAAAACAAAACCGUUUCGAAAGGCCCGAGAUUAUCAGUCAAUUAAAGCCUAUUAUCGUUUAUUCACUUGA